UGCGAACCCUUUUCUCAGGCCUGCCUUCGUCACAGCUUACAGCUGCUCUCUAUCGCUGACCAUCCCCUUAUCAUCGUUCCCCCUUGCCGCCCAGUUGAUCGUCGCUAUCCCUUGCCGCCGUCGAUUCACAAUCACAAACUCCGAUUGCUCGGUGCCGCCGUCGAUUCUGCUUGAAGGGGCGAGAGAGAAAGGGAAGAAGAAGAGAGAAGAAAAAGUUGCAGAGAGCAGAUGGAGAACGGUGGUGGCUCCAACGAAAUCCCCGAAAAUGCCAACGAACAUUGCCCAGGUCCCCAAUCAGAAUCUGCGGGGAAAUCCGAUGCCUGUGAAGGUUGCCCUAAUCAGCAAAUUUGUGCCACUGCUCCUAAGGGCCCUGACCCAGACUUGGUCUCAAUUGCAGAAAGAAUGGCUACGGUGAAACAUAAAAUACUUGUUCUAUCUGGGAAAGGCGGAGUUGGUAAGAGCACAUUCUCUGCUCAACUUGCCUUUGCCCUAGCUGCUAUGGACUUCCAGGUGGGUCUCCUUGAUAUUGAUAUAUGCGGCCCAAGCAUCCCGAAGAUGCUUGGUCUGGAAGGCCAGGAAAUCCACCAGAGUAACCUCGGAUGGUCUCCUGUCUAUGUUGAAUCCAACCUUGGGGUCAUGUCGAUCGGUUUCAUGCUGCCCAACCCAGACGAGGCUGUCAUAUGGAGAGGUCCACGGAAGAACGGGCUCAUCAAGCAAUUCCUAAAGGAUGUCUACUGGGGGGAGCUUGAUUUUCUAGUAGUAGAUGCCCCGCCUGGGACCUCAGACGAACACAUUUCAAUCGUUCAGUUUCUCCAGGCAACAGGGAUAGAUGGUGCAAUCGUCGUCACGACCCCACAACAGGUUUCUCUGAUCGACGUCAGGAAAGAAGUGAGUUUCUGCAAGAAAGUCGGACUAGAAGUUGUUGGCGUGGUGGAGAACAUGAGUGGCUUGUGCCAGCCGGUGUCUGACUUGAAAUUCAUGAGGGCGACAGAGACAGACGAACAGAGAGACGUCACGGAAUGGGCUAUGGGGUACCUGCGGGAGAAGGCACCAGAAAUGCUGGAUGUGCUCGCUUGGAGUGAGGUGUUCGAUUCCAGUGGUGGUGGGGCUGCAAAGAUGUGCUGCGAGAUGGGCGUGCCAUUCCUGGGGAAGGUGCCAUUGGAUCCCCGGCUGUGCAAGGCGGCGGAAGAAGGUCGAUCCUGCUUCGAGGACAAAAGAUGUGUGUCAAGUGCUCCUGCGCUGAAGAGGAUUAUAGAUAAACUGGUUGCUAAUGAAACGGCGUCUAGAAUGGAGAAGAAUGGUGCCUAGAGUUUUUUUCCCCUUUUUUCUGAGUUCACUUCCUUCCCUGAGUUUCAACUUUAAUGUUAGCUUAUAGCUAGCUAUAGCUUCCUUCUCUCUGUACUCUCUAUGUAUAUAUAUAUAUAGAGAGAGAGAGUAUUUGGUUGACAUAUAGGUUUGAUAUUUUGCCUUUUGCCUUUUGCUUUCGUUGUUGUCGGGAGUGAUUAUUAUAAUUUUGAUUAUUAUUGAGGCUUUUGAUGUUUUUGUUGCUUUUUCA
Molecule: messenger RNA, 1555 nt
Organism: Diospyros lotus (date-plum)
Lineage: Eukaryota; Viridiplantae; Streptophyta; Magnoliopsida; Ericales; Ebenaceae
Product: cytosolic Fe-S cluster assembly factor NBP35
Exons: 4
Coding region: 229-1308 (359 amino acids)
Biological process (GO): iron-sulfur cluster assembly
Cellular component (GO): cytosol
Molecular function (GO): ATP-dependent FeS chaperone activity; ATP binding; 4 iron, 4 sulfur cluster binding
Source: RefSeq, a predicted model, not a curated record